GCGUUUUGAAAGGAGGGGUGAAAUACAGACGGACUACAGCAAAUGCUGCUACAGCCUAGUGUAGCCGCUUCGUCUUGCUGCAUUCACUUGGAUCCCUCAGCAUUCACACCACGCGCCGUCUCCUCUUCCAGCCUCACUCAUCUAUCCUCUCUGAUUUCAUCCUUUUCUUUUAGAUUCGUAGCACCACCAAGGCUCACAUUUCAUACAUCCCUACCUCUCAAACUGUGGAAAUAAAGCAAUGGCAAACAACUUCGCCAGAAUUUUGUCCAGCAAACGAAAUGUGGGCAUUCUGUCAUUAGUUGGAGCCGGAUCUUUGACAGCGGCCUUUCUGCUCAACCGUGAACAUGUCACCGCAGGAGCGCAAGUACGGAGAGUGUACCCCGCAAGUGCGGAGUACCCGGACCUACGCAAGCACAACAACUGCAUGGCCAGCCACCUGACCCCUGCCAUCUAUGCCAAGCUUGUGGAAAAGGCCACGCCCAACGGGUACACUCUUGACCAGGCCAUCCAGACUGGCGUGGACAACCCCGGGCACCCCUUCAUAAAAACUGUGGGCAUGGUGGCAGGGGAUGAGGAGUCCUAUGAGGUGUUUGCAGACCUCCUUGACCCGGUCAUCAAGGAGAGGCACAACGGCUACGACCCUCAGACUAUGACCCAUCCCACCGACUUGGACUCCAGCAAGCUCAAGUCGGGCAAAUUCGACGAUCGCUACGUGCUGUCGUCGCGGGUCAGGACGGGCCGUAGCAUCAGGGGACUUAGCCUGCCCCCGGCGUGCACCCGGGCAGAGCGUCGGGAAGUGGAGAGGGUGGUGGUGGAUGCUCUGGCUGGCCUGAAGGGGGACCUGGCGGGGACGUACUACAGCCUCACCCACAUGACAGACCAGGAGCAGCAGCAGCUCAUUGACGACCACUUCCUGUUCGACAAACCCGUGUCCCCUCUGCUGACCUGUUCGGGGAUGGCCCGCGAUUGGCCAGAUGCACGCGGUAUCUGGCACAACAACACUAAGACCUUCCUGAUCUGGAUCAAUGAAGAGGACCACACCAGGGUCAUCUCUAUGGAGAAGGGAGGCAACAUGAAGAGAGUGUUUGACCGCUUCUGCACAGGCCUGAAAGAGGUGGAGAGGCUGAUCCAGGAGAAAGGCUGGGAGUUCAUGUGGAACGAGAGACUGGGCUACAUCCUCACAUGCCCCUCCAACCUGGGCACUGGGCUCCGCGCUGGGGUACACGUCAACCUGCCCAAGCUCAGCAAGGACCCCCGCUUCACUAAGAUCCUGGACAACCUGCGUCUGCAGAAGAGAGGCACCGGGGGAGUGGACACUGCAGCCGUGGGCAGCACCUUCGACAUCUCCAACCUGGACAGACUGGGACAGUCGGAGGUCCAGCUAGUGCAGACGGUGGUGGACGGCGUCAACUACCUGAUCGACUGUGAGAAGAAGCUGGAGAAGGGUCAGGACAUCAAGAUCCCUCCGCCCUUCAAGAAGUAGACUGAUCUCCCCUCCCCCAGAUAUACCUCUUCCUACCAACCUCUCUGUCUCAUCCCCAUCAGAGCCAUAGGUCAUGUGUACACAUCCAACUCUCUUUGAGAUAUGGCACCAAACGUUCCAAGAACGUUACAUUCUGGUAGUCAUUGGGACGUUUGGAGCCAAAAUGCCUGACCAGUUGGCUGAACUCUGCAUACCUAUAGCUCUAAUCCCUAUGAAAUUAUACGUAGUGGACUCCUGCUUAACACCUAAACCAGGUCUCUUUUGAAAAAUAGACUAACCUGGCUAAAUAUAGGUUACAUGAAUAGAAUAAACUUCUUAACCCUAAACUACAGCAUGUCCUAUACUCAAUGUGUGUGCUAACAUUUCUCCUCUCCUGUGGAUGAAUAUGCCUAUAUCCUAUACUGGUACUACUUCAGUAGUUUAUACCAUGAUAUUGUUGAAUGCUUGUUUCUGAUAGGCUUGAAGAGCAUUCUAGAGCGUUCAUUAUUUCCCUAUAACGCACGGUAUAUCAGCACGGUAGAAUUAAAAGGCUAUAGUUCUAUGUUCUAUGUUUGAGCUGCUUUUGAAAAGCGAAAGUCGAAUUGAAAACGUUAUUAGCAUUGUUGAAUUCG
Messenger RNA from Coregonus clupeaformis (lake whitefish), 2094 nucleotides. Its product is annotated as creatine kinase U-type, mitochondrial-like. The coding region runs from base 239 to 1483 and encodes 414 amino acids. The record is from RefSeq and is a predicted model, not a curated record. Gene Ontology annotation, biological process: phosphocreatine biosynthetic process. Gene Ontology annotation, molecular function: creatine kinase activity. The transcript is spliced from 9 exons. NCBI's taxonomy places the organism in Eukaryota, Metazoa, Chordata, Actinopteri, Salmoniformes, Salmonidae. Gene Ontology annotation, cellular component: mitochondrion.